Messenger RNA from Ilex paraguariensis (yerba mate), 1947 nucleotides. The record is from the annotation of a GenBank genome assembly. NCBI's taxonomy places the organism in Eukaryota, Viridiplantae, Streptophyta, Magnoliopsida, Aquifoliales, Aquifoliaceae.
AUGGCUCACAAGGGACUAGAGAGUGUUAUAAACAAAAACAUCGAGUUCGCGUUCAUGCUCCUUAAGCUGAUGAUUGGUGCAAUGGUGCUCUCCAUUUUCAUUUUUGUGUUCUUCGUUGUUAGAGCAGCCAGAAGAGAGAUGUAUUUAUAUGUUGCACUCAUAAAUCAAAUGGAAGCAACUCAACAAACAGAAAGAAAGAGAAUGAAUAAGAGUCUCGCCUUUGCAAGUGCCAGCCAUAAUGUGCGUGCUUCUCUAGCCGGCAUAACUGGCUUGAUAGGGAUAUGUCACAAUCAAGUCUCUCCCGGAUCCGAGUUGGAGACAAACUUAACACCAAUGGUAGCCUGCACAAAGGAUCUUCUGGGUAUACUGAAUUCUAUUCUUGAUACAAGCAAGAUUGAAGCUGGCAAGAUGCUACUUGAAGAAGAAGAAUUUGACUUGGCACAGCUACUUGAAGAUGUAGUUGAUUUAUAUCAUCCUCUUGGUAUGAAAAAGGGUGUAGAUGUGGUGUUGGACCCCUAUGAUGGCUCUGUUACAAAACUUUCUCAUGUUAAAGGCGAUCGGGGGAAACUGAAACAGAUAUUAUGUAACUUACUGAGCAAUGCUGUCAAAUUUACCUCUGAGGGACAUGUUUCUGUUCGAGUUUGGGCAAGGAAACCUAGGUUUGAAAAGUCGAUACUUGCUUCUAAUCGAAACAAUUCAAUAGGAUGCAUAUCAUGCUUCUGCUUUAAGAAUGAUAAAUCAUACAAUGACUUGGAAGCCAUGAACAACACACUCCAACAAGAUCCCAAACACAUGGAAUUUGCAUUUGAGGUAAAUGACACAGGAAAGGGAAUUCCUAAAGAGAAGCAAAAAUCCGUUUUUGAAAACUAUGUUCAGGUCAAAGAGACAGCUCCUGGACAAGCAGGCACUGGCUUAGGGCUUGGUAUUGUUCAAUCUCUGAUACAUUUAAUGGGUGGAGAGAUAGGAAUUCUGGACAAGGAAGUUGGAGAAAAGGGAACUUGCUUUAGGUUCAACACCUUCCUCACUGUAUGUGAGACCGACACAAGUGGUAAUGAAAGCGAAGAUGACAAUGAGUCUCAUGGUGGCUACAUAUCCAGUGACUCAUAUCAACAUUCAGGGCCAAGUACUUGUAUUCAUAGUCCUAAGCUAGAAGGAUCCCAUGUUGUACUCUUCAUUCAGAGCGACAACAGGGUUGUUUGGAUAGAUAAAACAAGUGCUCAAAGCAUUAAUGCCCAAGGCCUUGAUAAGGACAAGCUACCUCCUACAGAUCUGAUCAUAUCUAAGCCAUUUCAUGGUUCUCGUUUGUAUCAAGUGAUCAAUCUUCUACCAGAGUUUGGGGGAAUAACGCCCGUGAUGCCACCAAAAAUAAAGGGAGAAAAUAAGAACCAUUCUGGCAAAGUUCACACAGAAUCCAGUACUUCAGCAACUAAGACUCACCUGAUGCCGAGAUUAAGAUAUUCUCGGGCUCAAAACCUCCAAACACAUCAGGGGGAAAUACAGGAACUUGGCGGCCCAAGCUCUAAUAAACCUCUGAGUGGGAAGAAAGUCUUGGUAGCAGAGGAAAACUUAGUGUUACGCAAAGUAACUAUGACUCGUCUUUAUCAGCUUGGUGCAACUGUUAUCCUCUGUGAAAAUGGGGAAGAAGUUUUGCAACUAGUUUGCAAUGGUCUAAGUCAUCAAAGGAAGCACGGAGCUGCUCAUAUUCUACCUUAUGAUUAUAUCUUGAUGGAUUGCGAGAUGCCCGUGAUGGAUGGCUGUGAAGCAACCAGACACAUACGACAAGAAGAGGAAUAUUAUGGCGUUCACAUACCAAUCAUCGCAUUAACUGCUCAUUCAACAGGUGAGGAUGCCAGCACGAUGAUUCAGGCUGGAAUGGAUUAUUAUUUAUCGAAACCACUGAAUGGGGAACAGCUAUUGGAAGCCAUCAUACACAUGCAAAGCAAAUGA